Messenger RNA from Anopheles bellator, 1923 nucleotides. RefSeq lists its product as uncharacterized. Lineage: Eukaryota; Metazoa; Arthropoda; Insecta; Diptera; Culicidae. Gene Ontology annotation, cellular component: membrane. Gene Ontology annotation, molecular function: potassium ion leak channel activity. Bases 1 to 1923 code for a protein of 640 amino acids. The record is from RefSeq and is a predicted model, not a curated record. Gene Ontology annotation, biological process: potassium ion transmembrane transport; stabilization of membrane potential. The transcript is spliced from 10 exons.
AUGUCAACCCGCCGAUCUGGACCAGCGUCAAUGCAGCAGCUGCAACCGCAGCUGUCCAUUUCCUACGGGGAGCCGGAGAAGAAGCAGCGCAGCAAGUGCAUGUCCUUUGUGUGCUGCAUGUGGAAGGUAUUUACCUGCAUUUUCUCGCACGUGACGCUGGUGGCGACGGUUGUGGCGUACUGUUUCCUGGGAGCAUUUACGUUCGAACACUUGGAGGCAGAAAACGAGCGAAAUGUUAAAAAAGGCAUCAGUUCGAUUCGCGUGAACCUUACUGACGCCAUCUGGAAAAUGACCAACGAUCGCCCCGUUCUUCACCAGCAGAACUGGACCUCAGCGGCCAUCAUGCAUUUGCAGUCAUUUGAAAAGGAAAUACUCACUGCCAUGAAGAAGGACGGUUGGGACGGCAACGAAGACGUAGACCAAAUACAGUGGACCUUUUUUGGCGCCCUAUUUUAUUCCAUUAUCGUCAUAACUACGAUCGGCUAUGGCCAUAUAGCGCCGAAAACAUAUAUGGGCAAAAUUUCGACCAUCUUUUACGCAAUUCUUGGCAUUCCGUUAAUGCUGCUAUGUUUAUCCAACAUCGGCGACAUUAUGGCCAGCUCGUUCAGGUUUCUUUACUGGCGUGUUUGUUGCUAUGUGUGUACACGUGAGCCCAAGCGAUCCAAUUCCAGGCGCGGCCGAAACAAUCGGGGAACAGUUAGGCAAGGACGAAGCAGCAUGCGGUCCGGCCAGGGACCAGGAACCAAUUUGAGGCGAUCGGUACGUAACUCCCAGCGCUCGGCCGACUCUGGGUUCGAUCCUUACUACGAGCCUGGAUUGCCCCACGCUUACUCCGACAAUGAUUGUAGAUACAAUCCUGCGAUGGAAGAUUCAUUUUAUCCGGAAAACGAGCGCACCAUGGGCCAUCAAGGAAACUCGAAGUACGAACCGCAAAUGCCAAACGGCGCCGGUGCUUUGCGGCCGAAAGGUGGCCGUGGUGGUCCACCGAAUCCGGAACAGUUUGCUAACGAUGGUUAUCCACGAGGAUCGCAACAGUUCAAGCGUUCCCAGCCACAGUCUCGUGCCGAGUCGAUGGGACUAGACCAUUCGCAAAGGUCACUGCAGAAGCCGCGCCAAAAUGACUCCAAUUAUCGCAAAGCAGCCGGAGUGAGGGCGCAGUCGCUCGACCGACGUAUGUUCCGUCAGGACUCUCAAAUGGUCGACAUGGAAGACGAGUCUCCGUGCAAGACGCCGGUCCUCUGCAACAAGUACGCUAUAGACGAACAGGAUGAUGCCAGGCGGUCCCCGAGGCCGAAUCCUCGCAGUCAGUCGAUGCCGCGGCAAACUCGAUACGGCGAUCGUCUGAUGCCAGACAGAUUGCCCUACUACACGGAGGAUAACGAAAUGGCUGAAAUGCAAACGGUGCGCAAAUCUAUACCGAGACGACGCGAGCCUCGGCCAGUACCAGCACCAUCACCACGGAUCAUGUCGCCAAUGGGAUUUGCGGUCCAUCGACAGGCGCGCCAUCUGCAAAACGUGAUGGACGACAAUUCGCUGUACGAUGACGACUGGGACAUGCAUAGUGGCGAAUUGCCUCCGUCGUCAAUAGUGCGGCCCGUGCCGAUUUGGUUGUGCGUUUUCCUCGUCGUCAGCUACAUCAUUGCCGGGGCAUUUAUGUUUUCCGAAUGGGAAGAGUGGAGUUUCCUCGAUUCCGCCUAUUUCUGCUUCAUCACGCUGACAACUAUCGGUUUCGGAGAUUUCGUGCCUGCCCAGGGCGUGAAAAAUGAUUCCGAAAUAUCGAUAGCACUUUGCUCGCUGUAUUUGCUGUUCGGAAUAGCGCUCCUGGCCAUGAGCUUCAAUCUGGUGCAGGAAGAAGUGAUUUCCAACGUCAAGAGUGUCGCCCGGCGGCUGGGUAUACUCAAAGAAGAGGAAAUAGAUGAUUAG